Botrytis porri is the source of this 1254-nucleotide messenger RNA. RefSeq lists its product as uncharacterized. NCBI's taxonomy places the organism in Eukaryota, Fungi, Ascomycota, Leotiomycetes, Helotiales, Sclerotiniaceae. The transcript has 4 exons. The record is from RefSeq and is a predicted model, not a curated record. The coding region runs from base 214 to 1128 and encodes 304 amino acids. Gene Ontology annotation, molecular function: oxidoreductase activity.
CAGCAUCCACAUUCUCUCUCUUAAAUUCAAUUGUCAUCACAAAUAUUAUUUCAUAACAACUCUUCUGAUCAAUUCGAGUCACUUCUACAAAAAGGGGGAAUAGUUUUCAACACCUUUAUCACACCUUCUGCACAUUCUUCUCUUUCCCCAUUAUCAAAGAAAUCUAUAUCAGGAACAAAGAAACACAGUAUUCAAAUCAGAAAUACAUUCAACAUGGUUGGCAGCGGAGAAGUUCCUACCAUCAACAGCUUCCAAAUGGGAAGACUGCAUGGUAAAAAUGCUAUCGUUACUGGUGCUGCUGGAGGAAUCGGUCUCGAAACCUGUAUCCUCUUCGCCAAAGAAGGCGCCAAUAUCCUCAUGGCCGAUAUUUCCGCACCAGCACUCGAAAAGGCCGCCGCAAAACUCAGACAACUAGUUCCAUCCGCCCACAAAGUUGAAGUUAAAGUAUGCGACGUCUCCAAAGAAUCUGAUAUCGAAGCCGCAGUUGCUCAUCUCGAAUCUUGGGGUGGUAUUGAUAUCAUGUUCAACAAUGCUGGAAUUAUGCAUGCUGAUGAUGCCGAUGCUAUUGAUACUCCUGAGAAGAUCUGGGAUUUGACUCAAGCUAUUAACGUUAAGGGUGUUUGGUUUGGUUGCAAACAUGCUGUCAUUUCCAUGCGUAAGAACAAGAAGACCCGUGGUUCUAUCAUCAACACUGCAUCUGUUGUUGCGCUCGUUGGUUCUGCUACUCCUCAAUUAGCUUACACAGCUUCCAAGGGAGCUGUUUUGGCUAUGACUAGAGAGUUGGCUAUUGUUCACGCAAGAGAGGGAUUCAGAUUCAAUGCGCUAUGCCCAGCUCCAUUGAACACUCCCCUUCUUCAAGAUUGGUUGGGAGAUGAUCAACCUAAGAGACUUAGACGUGAGAUUCAUUUCCCAAGUGGAAGAUUCGGAGAGGCUAUUGAGCAAGCUCAAGCAGUUUUGUUUUUGGCUAGUGACGAGAGUAGCUUUGUUAACGGACAGGAUUUCGUUGUCGACGGCGGUAUGACCAAAGCCUACGUUACUCCAGAAGGACCACCUCUCGCCGCUCCAUCCAACAACGCUCUUCUCAGCGAACAAGUUGAUGCUAUCCGUGGUACCGGUGUUCCUCAAUAGAUUGUUCAUUUCCUUGAAUCAUCAGCUCUUUUGCUUGGAUUUUAGCGUACAGGUUGUAGAUCAGGCUGGAUCAUUUUAGAUAGAUAUCACGUUAGAAUGAAUGAAGAAAGAUGAAUUUCAAAGUCA